GAGGGUGCCGCGUUUGAAUCGCGGGGCGACGGGGGGCGGGCGGCCGGAGCUUGCCACGUUGCUGCCGGCGGCGGCGGCUCCGCGCGGCCCGGCCGGAAGGGGGAGAGGCUCGGCGGGGGACGGCGGCGCCCGGCCAUGGCCGGAGGCGGCCGCUGAGGAGAGAGGGAGCGGCUGGGCGGCUCGCCCGGGCCCCACCGGGGGAAGGGAGAAGGGGGCGCGAUGCUGGCCGGCAGCCUGGUGGAGGAGUUCGAGAUCCGCGAGGAUGAGCCCUGGUACGACCAGCAGGACCUGCAGCAAGAUCUUCACCUUGCUGCUGAGCUUGGGAAGACACUACUGGAUCGAAACACUGAAUUAGAGGAAUCUUUACAGCAAAUGUAUGCAACAAACCAAGAGCAACUGCAGGAGAUAGAGUAUCUCACAAAGCAAGUGGAGCUCUUACGUCAAAUGAAUGAUCAACAUGCAAAAGUCUACGAGCAGCUGGAUGUGACAGCAAGAGAACUAGAAGACACUAAUCAAAAACUAGUUGCGGAGAGCAGAGCUUCACAACAAAAGAUACUAAGCUUGACAGAGACUAUUGAAAAUCUGCAAACACACAUAGAUGACCUUCAAAGACAAGUAGAAGAACUGAAAAAGACUGGACGAGGCCGGAUGAGCCAUGAGAGAUCUGACCAGCCAAGAUCAAUGCAUAGUUUCUCGUGUUUGAAGGAGCUGUAUGACCUUCGCCAGUAUUUUGUUUACGAUCAUGUGUUUGCAGAAAAGAUAACUUCAAUGGAUAGUCAACUAAGUCCUCUAGAAGAAGAAAAUGAGAACUUAAAAAAGGCAGUUACAGUUCUGCAAGCCCAACUUAACCUAGAAAAAGAGAAGAGGAUAACCAUGGAAGAGGAAUAUAGUCUUGUGGUAAAAGAAAACUGUGACCUUGAACAGAGGCUUGUUGAUGUAGACUUGUAUCGGGCUCGUGCAGAGGAGUUGGAAGUGGAAGUAGCUGAAAUGCGCCAAAUACUUCAGUCUGAAAACACAUUCCAUAAUGCAGAGAAAUUGGUGCCAGAAUCAUUUUUCAUUUCAUUCAAGGAAUCCUUAGAAAGGGAACUUGGUCAGAGCCCAGCAGAUGAUGGACUUCUGACUGUAUGUGAGCUUGACAAGAAGGCACUGAAGCGGAGCAGUAGUGAAACUUUCCUAAGUAGCGCUGCAGGGGGAGACAUUCUAAGGGGCCACGAAGAAACGUGUAUUAGGAGAGCAGAAGCUGUGAAGCAACGAGGAAUCUCUGUGCUUAAUGAAGUUGAUGCUCAGUAUAAUGCUCUGAAAGUGAAGUAUGAGGAACUUUUAAAGAAGUGUCAAAUCGAUGAAGAUUCUUUGAAACACAAGGCUGUACAAACACUGAAGCAGUAUUCCAAAGACCUUAAUGUGGGAAAUACACAGUAUGAUCUUUCAGCUAGCAAUCAAGAAUUCACAAAUGUGGAGCUAAGUGACUCUCCUGCAAAUGCUCCUCCUGAAUAUAAAGCGCUCUUCAAGGAGAUCUUUAGCUGUAUCAAAAAAACAAAGGAAGAAAUAGAUGAACACAGAUCUAAGUACAAGUCCCUCUCUUCUCAGCCCUAACACUGGACCUUCUGAUGACCCAUUUUCUGUUGAUGACUAAUUUGUUAUUCAAAGAGGGGAAUACCUUUAUACAAAUGUCAAAAGACCCCUUACACUGUUUCUUUUAGCACUCAAAAUGAAUGUUUUCAAUUGGUUUGUAGACAUGUAGUUAACAAGCUGGUUAGACUAGCAGUCUCCUUGUACCUAUGUAGCAAUAGAUUUAAUGUUGUUGAGCACUGUCACACAAACCAGUGGUUGGAAAGCAAACAAACAUCAUAGCUUAAUACCACACUACUUCAUACUACACAAUGUCUGUCCAGAGUAGUAAUUGCCACUAGUUUCCCUAGUCCACUUCAUAUUAACAGAGCUAAGAAAUCUGUUCAGUACUUCUCACAAGGAACCAGGCUAUAAAGCUUUUCUUUGGCUUGCAGGUGAUAAUCUAGCCCUGUAACUAUAUAAAAUGAUGUAGAAAAUGAACAAAAACAAAGACCCUGACCAGUAUCAUGGGCAGCCUCUCCUUGAGUCUUGAGAAUGAAGUGAACAGUCUAGCUGAAUGUGCUUUGGCAGGGAGGUGGAGAGCUCGCACGGUAGCUUGCACUGUGCUUAGUUUAACUUAAUACCACGUUUUCACAUGCACUCAGCUCUCCCACAGGUUGGUAUAAAUGUCUUCUUACUAAGGAAGGAUUUGACAAAGUUUGUGUGGCUUUUAGGUAUGGUGUCUUAUAUAGGGAACUUUGUCUUAAGGCAAGAUACUGUGAAUUGAUUAUGUAUGUUAUUUGGGACCUACUGUUCUUUUUUGGUGGAAUGCCUGCAAAGUACAUACAUGUGUGUAUUUGGUAAGAUAGAAAGUUGCAAUUUACCUAUUUAACUUUAGCAGUAGCAUUGAUAUAGUGGAAUAGCUUUUAAGCCUACAUACCCCAAGCUCCCAGUGCUUGAAGGAGACAGGUCAGGUAAAACCUUACAUGGGUUUGUCUGUUGCUUCCAGUGUCAACUUCUGUGGACCUAUUCCAUGCUGCCUAUGGGGUGGAUGCAACACUGCCAGAACAUAGCCUUCUGAAAACAGGGGCCCAUGUUCUUGUUCUUCCUCUCCUUCUCUACUCCCUAAUGGUAAGUUCAUAGGUUUUCAAAUUCUGGAAAACAAAACAUGAAGAUGUUCUUUAAAACUGCUUUGAAGCGUGAAGAAUGGAAAACAAAAGCUAAGCAAUUAAGGAGAAGGAGGACACCAGGAGAGGCAACAUCCUUCUUAUAAAGUAUCUCAUAACUUAAUUUGUUCAACUGUUCUUGGGAACCACCUACUUACUGCCUUGUCUGAGUUGCUGCAAUACACCAAACAAUUGAAAGUGUGUUGACAAUUUCUCAGCUCUAGUUCAGCUGCUAUUACAGUUCUGUCUGCCUUAUGUACCCUGUUAAGCUUGUGUAUAGCUGUCAUUCAGUUGCAGUAUUAAGACUUCAUUCAUAUUGUGGGAAUUUCUCAAAAACAUGUUGCAUUCUUUAAAAUUAUUUAAAUAUGGGAAUCUGAAUGUUCUGAAUAUUUUUCUAAGCAAAUAAAUGAGCCAGUCAAGCUA
This is a messenger RNA of Oxyura jamaicensis (ruddy duck), 3137 nucleotides long. It is a transcript of the gene CDR2, whose product is annotated as cerebellar degeneration related protein 2. The transcript is spliced from 5 exons. Bases 220 to 1593 code for a protein of 457 amino acids. Lineage: Eukaryota; Metazoa; Chordata; Aves; Anseriformes; Anatidae. The record is from RefSeq and is a predicted model, not a curated record.